UGACCGGUGGCUAUCUUAUGGCAACCCUAAAUUAGUCUGUUCUGCAAGGGUCAGGGGUCUUUUCCACUUGUAACUCCGUUAGGGUCAGACGUUUGUUUUUUCUCCUCGAAAGGGUUAGUUUUUGAACACGUGCUUCUCGUGAUGGGUGCUAUAGCUAAAAAAUUGCCUCGAUUUCAAAUCCAGAAACAAUUCGAUGACGAUGCUGGACAUACCAUUAGAUCUAGAGCUACUAAAUUAGGUCACAUAUAAAGAAUGCAAGUGUGCACCAUAAGAAUGGGAGAUUCGGAAACUGGUGAUCGUUGCAGCAGCUCUACUGAUACGAUAAGUAAUAUAAACGAUGUGCUUAAUAAUAAAGAAAAAUCAGUUGAUGAUGAUAGAAUAGACUGCUCCAACAGUCAUUACUUGGACAAAAUUUACGAAGUUGCUGUGCGUCAUGUUACAGAGUUGGCGGAAUCUCAUUUAAAAGAAGAUAAACCACAUUUCAUUGCCCGAUUUUCAGAGAUUUUCAAGAAUGUUAUUGAAGAAAAUGUGACAGUGAAGGGUUUACCAUGGAUUCUCAAUAAAGAAAAGUUGACUACUGAUGAAAAGCAAGAGCAGAAACAAGAAACAACAGAUGCACUUCUCUCAAGGUUGAGCAAGACACUGGAAAAAACUGCUGAAAAGAGAAAAGCUACUCCACAGAAUUGUUGUCGUAUUUAUGGCUUGCAAUCGAAAUAUGAGCGACAAAAUUUGAAAAGAGCCAGAAUAGAACCUUCUAUAACAUUGCCUUCUGUAUCAUCAUCAUCCAAAUCUUCUAUCCAGGACCAUUCUAAAGAAUUGUUAGCAGUAUAUAAAAAUAUUGAAUUGGCACAGCAGCAAAUAGCAAAGCAGGAAGAGCAGCUGUGUGUGGUACAGAAACAAGUUGAAUUCGCAAAACAUAUUGCUAAGCAACAUGAUGCUCAUUCAGAAACUUUAUAUGAUACUGGAUAUAUUAGUGAAUAACAUGAAUUUGCACUUUUAAAUUGUACAUAUGUAAAUAAAAUUCAGCAAUGCAAUAAGAUAUUAUCUAGCAUCAUAAUGUGUAAAAUUUCAUAUUAUUCAUCUGCUUCAAACAUAGUUGAUUGUAUUUAUGCAUGUAUUACAAAUAAGAAUUAUUUUGUAUAAUAUAGUGCUGUAUUUAAGAAGGACUUUUAUAUGUAAUGCAAAUAGUUAAAAAAAGGCUUAUAAUUGAGAUUUUCUUUAUUUAUAUGACUGAGUAGGAAUUUUUGAAAAUAAUUAUCUUUAUUAUAUCACCUUUAAGCCACUUUAAAUUUCUUUACAUAUAUAAGAACAUAAUAAUUCCUAUGUUCAAAUGUUUAACUUUGAAAUAAUUAUACUAUUGUCACCUUUUGUAAAAAUUGAUUGGAAACAUUACUUGAAUACUGUUACUGCUUUUAAAUGAAGGUGGAUUAUUUUAAAGUAAUUUUCUAUUUUGUAGACUACUAAAAUACAUCUUUCAUAAAUAAUUUAAUUCUUAAUGCAUUAAAGCCCAGUGUCCUCAUUUGAGAACAGUUAAGUUUUUCAUUUCUGUGAUUCAACCAAUUUCAUGUCUUUGUAUCAUUUUUGCUUUUCUAACAACUCAAUAUUUAUUACCAAACUCCUAAACUAGUAAUCAAUUAUUAGCUAGAUUUUGAAGUCUUAAGUGUAGACAAUAUGAAUAUGCCCCUUCCUUUUUUUAUGCAUAAUUCUUUUUUAUGUAUAUAUUUUAGAAGUUUUAAUAUAUAGCCAUCAAAAAAAUUUUUAAAUAUCUAUUCUUCCAAAUUAUUUGAUAAUUUUUCUUAAGUAUUCUCUCCCACUUUUGCUUAUUAUGGGACGCAGAUUUUGAAUUUGCUUUGAAACUGCUUUCAUUCUAUCAUUUGUAUAGAUUGAUAUGUUUUGUUAUUAUUCACAAGGAGAAUAUGUGAAAUAUUCUGUAACUUGUUAGAAUUGUUUUUAUCUGUAACCAAAUGCUCUAAUUUAUUAUAAUCGGUGGUAAUUAAAAUUGACUAUAUAGAGAAAUGCAAUGUGCCAUUAUAUAGUCCUUUAUACAUAUGUGGAGAAAUAAGAUUCAUCUAUCUUUCACAGGAAGAAAUAGUAAUGGUCUUCCCACAAAGAAAGACCAUUCUAAUAGAUAGUAUAUGUUAUUUUUUUCUUUUAAAUAAAUCUCCUUCUCUUUUUCUCCUCAUUUUGAAACUCAGCAAUAUAUAAAUCUAUAUAUUAACACUGAAUACCAACUAAUGCAGUGUUUUAAAGCAUUAAAAGUAAAUACUCUGCAUCAUGAAACUAUCUCUUAAUCAAAGGUUUUUAAUUUUAUAGAACGUUUUCUAGAGCCUCAAAACGUGAAGAGAUAUGUAUCAUGCUAUUCAUUCGAAGUAGCUUUCAAUGUACUACCAUUUGCAGUUGCUGCUAAUUAUAAUUAUAUAUUGAAAAUCAGUUGAGAAUGAGUGUUGAAAUUAUGAAGUGUGAGUAUGUGAGGGUUAAAAUGUAUAUUCCAUUUUUGCAACAAUGACUGUGAAGAAAAUAAUAGGAAAAUUAAUUAAAUGGCAUGUUGUUAUAAUAUAAAGCAAAAUAUAAUGUAAAAUAAAUUAAUAAACAAUAUAUUUUCCAAUAGAAAAAUAUAACAACUCAUGAUCCUCUUCAGUCCCAAGGUACACAUAUGUGUACCUGCAAUUUUUUUUCAUUUUUCUUAUCCGGUAAAGUUAAAUUUUGACGACGUUGCAGGCUUUUCAACGUUUAUGAAUGUGGCAUCCAUUUUGCAUCAAUAAAUAGCAUUACAGUUUGAUGUUUUUUUCAUAUCCAUUGCUGUUAAUUAGAGACAUAACGGAAAUGGCGUUGAACAGAAAACACAGCAAAUACAAGUAAAUUUUUUAAUAUUUAUAAUUAAAAUAUACGCUUGUUUAUUUUUUAAUAAAAUACUAAGUGUCUGGUUAAAGUCAUUACCAAAUUAUAUCUUGUUAUCUAUAAUAGAAUUGGUGAAAAUACAAAUUUAACUAAGGUUCACAUAUGUGUUCCUCGGGCGUUUUCACGCCCGUUUUCUGACUGCUUGCAAUCCAUUGCGCUGCUUAUCUGUUGAGCGCUUGUUUUCAAAUUGUCAUUUCUUGUCCUUGAAUAUAUUGUAUAUCUUUUUAUAAUAAAUAAUUCUUAUUUUCUGUAAUGUAAUAAAUUAUAAAUUUAAAAAUAUUUAUUUUUUAACUUUAGUAAGAAAUUUAAUUUUAUAGCUGUCUUGUAGUCAGUAAUUGAUAUUUCAAACCGACAUCAUGUAUAGAAUAUGCAGAAUUUUAUAAGCUAAUAAUAUUUUUUUCACGUCAAGUGGCUUUAAGUCAACAGGAGGUUAGUGAACUUUUAGGAAAAAGUGAUUUUAGGGGAAGCAAUAGAAUUUCUCAAGUAUCAAAAAUAAUGAAACCUGGCAAAUAGGAUGAAUGUGUCACAGAUGAUAGUCAAAUGUGCCUUGUCAAGUAGAAAGAUAAUAAAUCCGUGACUAUUAUCCACAUGUAUAGGUAAUGCGUCAUUUGGAAUAGGCAGAAGGUAGACAAGAUAAUUGAAACAAAAAGCUGAUAUAAAAUAAUCUGCUUUUGCAAAAACGUAUAGUAUGUGAGGCAUCGACUAUUAUUUUGCAUAUUAUCGGUAUGCAGUAAUUACAAAAAAUGACCGACGGGAGCAUUCAUGCAUUUUGUAGAUUUAGUAGUUGGCAAUUGCUUGAUACUUUAUAAAAAUGCUGUCAAAGCGACAAACUGAGCUAUCAGGAAUGAAGCCGAAAAUGUUAUGACCUUAUUUCAAUUUGAAAUGCAUAUAAUUCGGUCCCUGUUGAAAUAUGAGGGAAUUCUCAGCAUCAGCAAGAAAGGAAACCAAGAACAAGUAAAAAAAUCAUCUUUCAAUGAAAACAAAUUAAUAGAAGAAGGGUCAUCAAAUGAUGGAAAUGAAACUACAAGACCAUUGGAGAUUUCAUUACCACCAUCUGGUGAAAAUACCUCUAAAAGAGCAAGAAAAAUUAUCCCUUCCCAAUUAAAAAGAAAUAAGACUAGAUAUGUCAAGCCAUCUACAACAUUACAUGGACGAUAAGUAUGUAUCAAAAUGCAGGUAUCGAGGAUGUAACUCUAGGAGAAGAGUCAAGUGCUCAAAAUAAGGUUUAAUGGAUUAUUAAUAUAAUAAUUUUUUUUUCAUUUAUAAGACCUUAGAAUAAGAAAAGUAUAGCUAUUAAGUAACCAGGAAAAUUAAAUAUUUUUUUUGUCGAGGAUGCUUUGACUUGCUUAAGACUUGAGGUAACACAUGUGUACCUUAAAAUUAUGGGACUUUAAAUUGUUUGAUCAGCAAAUAUUUUUUUCCGCAAACUAUUGAGAUGUAACAAAGGUAAAAGAUCUUGAAAUCAAAUUUUUAAAUAAGUUUUUAAAAAAUCAGGACUGAAGAGGUUAUAAUUUCAAUUCAUUAAUAGGCAUCAAUCAAAUAUAAUUUCAGCUGAUUUAUAGGCAUCAAGCACAAAACAUAAAAAUGAAUUUAACCUAACUAUGCAAGUGGGUUAAUAUGGCAUAGUAUUACCACAUAUAUAAUGACUUAAUAAAAGCAAAAGUAUAUAAGCUCUUACACAUUAUGUGUGUAUGGCAUCUUUUAACCUCAACAAAUAUUAAUAAUAGUUUUGGAAUAAGAAUCAAUUUAACUAUUUUAUUGAAGCAAAUUUUCUAAUUCUUGCUUUUUGUGAGUAAAAUAACUCUCAGAAGUGACACUUUACUGCAGAAUUGUGGAUUUCAGUAUUUUUGAUAUUGAAUUUCAUCACUCUUGGGAGCAGUAGAAAUAUGCAUUAAAAUUUUGUUAAUGUAUUAAGGGAGGGUGCACAUAACAUACUCAAAAAGUACACAUAGCAUGCAAAUAAAAACCAUAUGCAGAUUUGACGUAUGUCUCUAGGCUGAAAGUUUCAAAUUCAUAGGAUAUUGUGCAUCUCUGCUGAAAGUCAAUCAGAGUUCGAAAGAUGCACAAGAGAAAAAAAAAUGAUUGUUUGGUCGUGUUUUAGACUCAAAAGAUACACUAUGGCCAAAAAUGGCUUUUGUGCCAUAAAACACAACACAAUGAAAUUUCAGCAUUAGGAGGAAUGCCUGAUGGUUGGUUUUUUUUUUUUUUUUUUUUUUUUGCUUUUUGUUUCAUUCAGUCGAGGAAUGUCAGCAACGAAGGGAAUCAACUGCACACAAUCUUGAGUGUAAAAGAAAGAGGAUUAUUUGUUCUUCAUGAAGAUAGCAGUUUUAUUUUCAUAAUCCUUAAAAAAAUAUUUUUUGUUUUGUUUCCACUUUUAUAUAGCUUUUGCUGUCUUGCAUUAAGAUGUUAACUAUCAUUUUAAAUAAUUUGAAAUUGAUAAAAAUGUGUGGCGGGGGGAAUCCAGAGUGGCUGAUUAAAGGGAAAAAAGAUUUGAAACUUGGAGGGGGGAGAAAACUGAUAUAUUUAAAGAAAAAAAAAGGUUAAUAUUAAUCAAAAAGUGUUGCAUGUUCUUUGUGAUGACUUCAUUAUUGUAUAAAAGGAUUUGCAGUUUCAAUCAUGCAAAGCUAGUAUAGGAUAUCAAAACAUAUCAUUGGCUAGCAUGUCAUGGUGCUGUGCUAAUCAUGUUACAUCUAACAGAUUCUUUAACUCUUGGCUCAUAAAAAAAAUAAUAUAUAAAUAAAUGAAAUUUUUACCUUACCAUAUU
This is a messenger RNA of Argiope bruennichi, 5662 nucleotides long. RefSeq lists its product as uncharacterized. The transcript has 6 exons. The coding region runs from base 253 to 981 and encodes 242 amino acids. The record is from RefSeq and is a predicted model, not a curated record. NCBI's taxonomy places the organism in Eukaryota, Metazoa, Arthropoda, Arachnida, Araneae, Araneidae.